AGAACUCGAAAGACAUGAGCCAGCUGAAGGCUUUCCAUGACGUCUAGACUGUUAUCAUUACAAGUACCUAUUUUCAAAUAUUUCCGCGUAUAUCCCUCUAUGCCAUUCGAAAAGCCCGGGCGACCUCGGCGGUUUGCUCCCCUGCAACCCGAGAAGGGGAGAGCAUCGGACGCUCCGAAGCUCCAGGGGAUUGUAUUUGAUGUUGAUGGUACAUUAUGUGAACCACAGACAUACAUGUUCAAAGAAAUGAGAGGAGCACUCGGCAUUCCCAAGAGCGUCGACAUUCUCGAACACAUAUACUCUCUCCCCACGCUGGAGCAGCAAAACAACGCCAUGAAAGCAAUCCAGGAGAUUGAAGGACGAGCAAUGCUCGCGCAGAAGCCGCAGGCCGGACUCGUUGAAUUAAUGCAGUACCUUGACUCACGCGGAGUGCAAAAGGGGAUCUGCACGCGGAAUUUUGAUAAACCCGUGAGCCACCUCAUCACCAAAUUUCUUAAUGGGCACGUCUUCCAUCCCAUUAUCACUCGCGAAUUUCGUCCCCCGAAGCCCGACCCUGCUGGUAUCUUGCACAUUGCGCAGAGCUGGGCAUUAUCCGACGGCGGCACCGGCCUGAUCAUGGUAGGCGACAGCAUGGACGACAUGACGGCGGGAUACCGCGCAGGGGCUGCCACUGUGUUGCUGGUCAACGAAGUCAAUGCGCAUUUGGCAAAACAUGAGCAUACAGAUUUAUGUAUUACCAGACUAGACGAACUGAUUCCGAUUCUGGAAGAUGGAUUUGUAGGAGAGAUUGAUCAGGGCGAAGAGAAUCCUGAUACGCGCUCGCAGGCGGAAAGUGCAUUGGAGCGAAAAUAAAAUGAAGAGUCUACAGGAGAGAUAUAGAUGACUUUAGUUUUGCCUAUUUGACACUUAAGUAUGAAAAGAGAGGGCGGAGAAAGGCGGCUGCCCAAGAUGUUGAAGUGAUAUAGUGGUGUACAGGAUAGAAAGUGAACGCAGCUGUUUAUAUGUUAUGAUCUGCCACUGGACCAGUACAGAGCUAAAUGAUCACGUUAUGAGGAAC
Molecule: messenger RNA, 1057 nt
Organism: Xylona heveae TC161
Lineage: Eukaryota; Fungi; Ascomycota; Xylonomycetes; Xylonales; Xylonaceae
Product: putative HAD superfamily hydrolase
Exons: 5
Coding region: 37-852 (271 amino acids)
Source: RefSeq, a predicted model, not a curated record